Messenger RNA from Eubalaena glacialis (North Atlantic right whale), 1254 nucleotides. It is a transcript of the gene TFPT, whose product is annotated as TCF3 fusion partner. Gene Ontology annotation, molecular function: DNA binding. NCBI's taxonomy places the organism in Eukaryota, Metazoa, Chordata, Mammalia, Artiodactyla, Balaenidae. The record is from RefSeq and is a predicted model, not a curated record. Gene Ontology annotation, cellular component: Ino80 complex. The coding region runs from base 488 to 1222 and encodes 244 amino acids. Gene Ontology annotation, biological process: apoptotic process; positive regulation of apoptotic process; apoptotic signaling pathway. The transcript has 7 exons.
CGGAGAAGGGAUGAGCAGGAGAGAAGAGAGGGGCUUUAUCCGGCUCACGCCCGCUGUGGACUGAGCCUGAUAAGCGGAGAAUCGCCACAGUCUGACGACAGGGUGUCAAGACAAGAAUAAAGUCGAGGGCAACUCAGACCACUGGUGGAGGCGUUCGACGAGAAAGCAAGGCUUUCAGCCGGGAGUCGAGGUGGAGGUGGAGGGGUUGGGGAGCGGAGCCGGAAAUAGGAAACUACAGCUCCCAGAAGGCAUAGCGGCAAAAGUCCCGGAUGCUGGGGUCGUGAAGCCUGAUGGGAAAGGUAGUUUUGCGAACGACUUAACCUAGAGGGUAGCGAGGUUGGAAGUUCUGAGGCCCGGGGCGCCCGGAGUCGGAGAGAGAUGGAACUGGAGCAGAGAGAAGGGGACUGGGGUCCGUACUCGAGCAUCCUGGGGGAAAAGGCUACGGGUCUAGACUCCUGGAUCUGACAGGCGAGGCGGUUGGAGGACCAUGGCAGCCGUGGGCUUUGAAGAGUUCUCAGCGCCGCCAGGCUCAGAGUUGGCGCUGCCUCCGCUGUUCGGUGGUCACAUUCUGGAGAGCGAGCUUGAGACAGAAGUGGAGUUUGUGUCUGGGGGUCUGGGUGGCUCCGGGCUCCGGGAGCGAGAUGAAGAGGAAGAGGCAGCCCGGGGCCGGCGGCGGCGCCAGCGGGAACUAAACCGCAGGAAGUACCAGGCGCUAGGUCGGCGCUGCCGGGAGAUCGAGCAGGUGAACGAGCGGGUCCUGAACAGGCUCCAUCAGGUACAGAGGAUAACUCGGAGGCUCCAGCAGGAGCGGAGGUUCCUCAUGAGAGUGCUGGACUCCUACGGCGAUGACUACCGCGCGAGCCAGCUCACCAUCGUGCUGGAGGACGAGGGCAGCCAGGGCACAGACGCCCCCACCCCAGGCAACGCUGAGAACGAGCCUCCAGAGAAGGAUGGGCUGUCCCCGCCUAGAAGGACGCCCGCACCCCCAGAACCUGGCAGCCCGGCCCCUGGCGAGGGGCCCAGCGGGCGGAAAAGGCGGCGAGCACCCCGGGACGGCCGCCGAGUGGGAGCUGCGCUGACUCCAGAACUGGCCCCAGUGCAGAUUAAGGUCGAGGAAGACUUCGGCUUUGAAGCGGACGAGGCCCUAGACUCCAGCUGGGUUUCUCGGGGGCCGGACAAACUGCUGCCCUACCCCACCCUAGCCAGCCCCGCUUUUGACUGACCCCCCCCCCCAGUAAACCAACCCCCUCACUC